Molecule: messenger RNA, 1272 nt
Organism: Arabidopsis lyrata subsp. lyrata
Lineage: Eukaryota; Viridiplantae; Streptophyta; Magnoliopsida; Brassicales; Brassicaceae
Product: 2-pyrone-4,6-dicarbaxylate hydrolase
Exons: 10
Coding region: 16-1047 (343 amino acids)
Biological process (GO): secondary metabolic process
Cellular component (GO): cytoplasm
Molecular function (GO): carboxy-lyase activity; hydrolase activity
Source: RefSeq, a predicted model, not a curated record
AUAGAUUAGAUAUCCAUGGCUGUGACUCUGAGAUUAACGAAUCCUUUAGCGUUUUCCUGUCAUCCUUUAACGUCGUCCGUACUGUUCCGAGGAAGCAAAUCCAUUAGUACCGAGUUAGCAUCCAUCAGGACGGUGAAAAUGUCGGCUAUUGCUGGCUCUGACCGCGAAACGACAUCGUCUACCGCUAGAGUCAUCGAUUCUCAUCUACACAUCUGGGCUUCUCCUCAAGAGGCAGAAACUUAUCCUUAUUUUCCAGGCCAAGAACCUACUUUGACUGGUGAUGUCGAUUUCUUGCUCAAGAACAUGGAAGAGGCAAGAGUAGAUGGAGCUCUCAUUGUGCAACCCAUCAAUCACAAGUUUGAUCAUUCUUUAGUAACAAGUGUUCUGAAGAAAUACCCAUCAAAGUUUCUCGGCUGUUGUCUUGCAAAUCCUGCAGAAGAUGGCAGUGGAAUUAAGCACCUUGAGAAUCUCGUUCUACAGAGUAAUUAUCGUGCUGUUCGGUUUAAUCCCUAUUUGUGGCCAUCGGGUCAGAAGAUGACAAAUGAUGUUGGCAAAUCCUUGUUCUCUAAAGCAGGGGAGCUUGGUGUGCCUGUUGGCUUCAUGUGCAUGAAGGGUCUGGAUCUGCACAUUGCAGAAAUUGAGGAACUCUGCACAGAAUUUCCAAAGACAGUAGUUUUACUAGAUCACGCUGGAUUCUGCAAAGUACCUGAAAAUGGUGAGGCAAAGCUUGCUUAUACUCAACUCAUGAAGCUCUCUAGAUUCCCACAGGUAUAUGUGAAAUUCAGUGCUUUGUUCAGAAUAUCAAGAACCGGAUUCCCAUAUCAGGACCUAUCGCCUCUCCUUUCUCAACUUGUGUCCCAUUUUGGGGCAAAUCGGGUCAUGUGGGGCAGUGACUUCCCAUUUGUUGUUCUUGAAUGUGGAUACAAAGAAGCCAAAGAAGCUGUGACCAUUAUCGCAAAACAAGCAUCUUUGUCAGGUUCUCAGAUGGACUGGAUUCUGGGAAAGACUGUGAUGCAGCUCUUCCCUGGACAAUGGGUUCUUCCUUGAGAGGCUUGCGAAAAGUGCAAGGUUGCAUAGGAUGGGAUAAUGAAUCAAACUAUGGAAGUUAUAUCAUUAAAGCCACUUAACUCUAGCUUUUCUAUCACUACACUUGAUGUAUACCAAUUUAGUAAAUCGACAUAUCUCUCUCAUCUGUAUUGAAAGCCUGAAACAUGCUGGUUGAUAUGAUAAUGAUACACUCUGAGAUUAUGGAAGGACUGGAUACUGGUUGAA